Messenger RNA from Pieris rapae (cabbage white), 829 nucleotides. RefSeq names its product dynein light chain roadblock-type 2. Gene Ontology annotation, cellular component: centrosome; cytoplasmic dynein complex; cytoplasm. The record is from RefSeq and is a predicted model, not a curated record. Gene Ontology annotation, biological process: microtubule-based movement. NCBI's taxonomy places the organism in Eukaryota, Metazoa, Arthropoda, Insecta, Lepidoptera, Pieridae. Bases 157 to 450 code for a protein of 97 amino acids. The transcript is spliced from 4 exons. Gene Ontology annotation, molecular function: dynein intermediate chain binding.
UUCCUACCACCACCUGGCACCUACCUUCACUAGAAGUAAUAGUGUUCUGUGGUGUACAGUGUAGUGUGUACUGUGUAGUUGUGUACACUGUAUACAACUGCAGCAUAGAAAGUUUUCUUUUCACUGUUCCUCCAAAUUUGUUCAAUCUAAAAUAAAAUGGCUACUGAGGUCGAGGAAACUAUCAAAAGAAUUCAAGCUCAUAAAGGUGUUAUGGGUGUCGUCAUUGUAAACCACGAAGGUAUACCUAUAAAGACGUCGUUGGAUAAUGCAACUUCUGUGUUAUAUUCUGGUCUUAUAAGUCAGCUGACAGAAAAAGCAAGAAAUGUUGUUCGUGAAAUGGACUCCACUAAUGAGCUGACAUUCCUUAGAGUUAGGAGCAGGCGCCAUGAGAUAUUGAUAGCCCCUGAUCGAGAAUUCAUACUUAUUGUUAUUCAAAAUACAUCAGACUAGUCCAAGUAAAUAAUCUUAUAUAUACUAAGCGUAGGAGAGUAAACAUUUGAAAAAAGAUAUAAAUAAAUGAAGAAAGCCUAUUAAACGUAAAUCUUUUUUCAAUAAGAAAAAUUUGUAGGCACAUAGCAAUUCUUCUUUAUUACCUUUAGUAUCUAUGUAAACUUCUCUUCUUAUGACAAGGAUUGUAUUCAGUUUAGUAGUCAAAUUUUAUUUAUUUGCUGUGAUUACUAAAUUUAAAAACAAAUUUGUAAUAGGUAAUUUCACUUAAUCUUAAAACUUUCUCAGUAAAUAUGUGACGUCACAGAACAAUGACAUAACCAGGUUUUAUUAAGCUUAAUUUUUUGUAGCUAAUAUUUAUUUUAAUAAACUUUACACUAUU